Salvelinus namaycush (lake trout) is the source of this 410-nucleotide messenger RNA. Its product is annotated as barrier-to-autointegration factor-like protein. The record is from RefSeq and is a predicted model, not a curated record. The coding region runs from base 1 to 273 and encodes 90 amino acids. Gene Ontology annotation, molecular function: DNA binding. NCBI's taxonomy places the organism in Eukaryota, Metazoa, Chordata, Actinopteri, Salmoniformes, Salmonidae. The transcript is spliced from 2 exons.
AUGUCGACCACUUCUCAGAAGCACAGGGACUUCGUUGGAGAACCCAUGGGCGAUAAACCGGUGACAGCACUGUCGGGAAUUGGCGAGGUCUUGGGAAAUAAACUGGAGGAGCAAGGUUUUGACAGAGCCUUUGUGGUUCUGGGUCAGUAUCUGCUGCUGCGGAAGGAUGGGGAGCUGUUCACUGAGUGGCUGAAAGACACCAGCGGAGCCAACACCAGGAAUGCUACAUCCUGCUCCCAGUGCCUGAGAGAGUGGUGUGAUUCAUUCCUAUGAGUCCCUAAUGUAACAUUUUAAAGAUUAGAACAUGAAUCUGUUUAUAGUGGAAAUGUCAGUGGCUUGGUUUGUCUGAGCAGAAUAAUUUAAUAAAGAUGUGAUAUCUAAAUUGUUUUCUUUUAUUCAAAAUACAUAUG